This is a messenger RNA of Zingiber officinale, 3482 nucleotides long. Its product is annotated as myosin-binding protein 3-like. The coding region runs from base 246 to 2915 and encodes 889 amino acids. The transcript is spliced from 4 exons. Lineage: Eukaryota; Viridiplantae; Streptophyta; Magnoliopsida; Zingiberales; Zingiberaceae. Gene Ontology annotation, molecular function: myosin binding. The record is from RefSeq and is a predicted model, not a curated record.
UUCCUUUCCCUUUUCGUCCUCUUCGGCUCCUCCUCUUCCUCCUCUCGCCGAAUUGAAGAAUUCACGAAGGUUUGCUUCUUCUUCUCCUUUCGAUCUCUUCCUCGUCCUUUUUGUUGUUUGCCUUCUUCUUGGUGUUCGAUCGGGGGCUCUGUCGAAGCAAGCUUUUGAUGAGCACAGCCAGACCGUAGCAUCAGGCAGUGUGAGAGAGGGAGGGGCCGGGAGAUAGAUCUAUUAUCUAUACGUCCAUGGCGGCCAACAAGUUCGCGACUUACUUGCACCGGAACACCCACAAGCUGGCGGUCAUACUGGUGUACGCCGUUCUGGAAUGGACGCUGAUCGCGCUUCUGCUCCUCAAUGGGUUAUUCGCCUACCUCAUCGCCCGAUUCGCCGCCUACUUCGGCCUCCAGCCGCCCUGCGUCUUCUGCUCGCGGGUGGAUCAUAUCUUCGAGAGCGACGGCGGCGGCCGCCGCCGGAGACUGGGCAGCGCCUGCCGCGACCUCGUGUGCGCGGACCACGCCGCUGAGGUUUCCGGGUUGGAGUAUUGCGACCGCCACCGGAGGCUGGCGGAGGUCGGGGAGAUGUGCGAGGAUUGCUGCCCGACGACGUCGAGGCCGGCUGGCGCGCCGGCCUUGCUGUCGUGGAUGAAGAGGAGUGAGGAGGGGGAGAAGGAUCUGCGAUGCUCGUGCUGUGGUGUCGUUCUGGAGAGCGGGUUCUACUCGUCCUACUUCCUAGCCAAGCAGUCUUGGGGCCUAGCGGAGUACGUGCAGACAGAGAACUUGGUCGAUCAAGUGGAAGUCGACGAUCAGGAAGUACUUGAAAAAUCCGCCACCAUGGGCAAGGAAAAGUUGGAAGAAGAGGAAGUGGUUGAUUCCCACAGAGCUGAGAUAUUUCCAGGAGAAGAAGAGGAGCAGAAGAAUGAAGAGGAUGAGAACGAAGGGCAGCACGCUACCGCUGCUAUCUUGGAGGAAGAAGAAGAAUCUUCCCUUAUCUCUGAUGCUUGCCAUUUGGUGCAGGAUGCAUCCAUUGAAGUCCUCACUUCCACUCCAAGUUACAUAUGCGCCACCGAGGAGGAUCGAUUGGUCCCAAUUGAGCUGAUUGACUCCAUGACCGAGAUCCCGAUUGUGUUGGUUCCUGAACUCAAUGAAGUGAAGCAAACUGCAGGGCCUAAUGAUGCUAAGAGCAAUAUUGAGAAGGAAUUGCAUUCUUCUGAGGUACAAAGAGCUCAACAAUCUACUAUGACCCUAGAUAUACAAAGCAUUUCAGAGGAGGAGAAAACAAUAAUAUCUUCCGGAAAAAUGGAUGAAGGUAUUGAAGAUCAUGAAUUUUCUAUGACUCAAGGCAUGAGGACUGAAACAGAUGAUAUACAUCUCGAGAAUUCUGUGGUUCCUCAAUAUUCAGAGCCCAUUUCUGAUCAACAAGUCAUUGCUCCUCGGGCUACAACAGUUAUCGCACUUGAAGGGCCGAGUGAGAAAGAUCUUUCUGAAACAAAAGAUAGUAAUUCUGAUAUAUCAAUAGGGAGUGAGAUAUGUGACAAGGAACACAUUGAAGGUUCUGAUACUCACAAGCCAACUUUAGUUUCAGAAAGCACACAAGAUCAAGGCUCAGUGGAGAAUAAUGAAAAGGCUACUGUGGACCAAGAAGCAGCAUUUUCUGAGAACCAUAUAUCUGAAUUUUCUGAGAACCAUGAGAUUAAAGAGGAUAGAGCACCUGAGACACCAAAUUAUACUGAUGGUAUUCAAGGUAUGAGUAAGAGGUUCCUGAUUGACAGAAGAGAAUCCGUGACAGAGUCCCUUGAUGGGAGUGUUGCCAGUGAGUUUGAAGGCUGUGAUACAUUGAAUAUGGAUGAGCUUAAAGCUGCUCUACAAGCAGAACGAAAGGCCCUGAGUGCAUUGUAUGCUGAACUUGAGGAAGAGAGAAGUGCCGCUGCCAUCGCUGCUAACCAAACUAUGGCUAUGAUAACCAGGCUUCAAGAAGAGAAAGCUGCUAUGCAGAUGGAAGCAUUGCAAUAUCAGCGAAUGAUGGAGGAACAAUCAGAAUAUGACCAGGAAGCUUUACAGCUUCUCAAUGAGCUCAUGAUCAAGAAGGAGAAGGAAAACCAAGAGUUAGAGAAGGAUCUUGAAAUGUAUAGAAAGAAACUGCUGCGUAUUGAAGCCAAGGAGAGGAGACAAAUGGGGUCCAAUAAGGUGAAUGGCAGGUGUCAAACACCUUCUGCAUCUUCAAGUGCUGAAGACAUAAUUGUUGACUUCUCGAUUGAAUCCCAUGAGAAGAAUGAGUUUGCUGAUAACCCUGAAGGAAACCAUCAAAGUUUUCCUGCCGGUGAUGCUCCAAGUCCAGGGACAGACCAAGGAACUGAAAAGCACCUAAACGCCCUUAAGGAAUCAUUGGCUGAUUUCGAGGAAGAGAGGCUGUCCAUUCUUGAGCAACUUAAGGUGUUGGAAGCAAAGCUUAUUACAAUGGAAGAUGAGGAAGAUCCUCAAGAUUCAAAAUCCAUAGGGCUUGAUACGGAUGGUGUCCUACAUGAUUAUGAGAAUGGUUUUUCAGACAAUCCAGAGGACAGGAAGCUGAAUGGUGAACCGAGGAGUCUGGGUAUUAAAGGAAAGAGGCUUCUUCCUCUCUUUGAUGCAGCAGGUGAUGAACACGCAGAUGGUGCAGUUGAUGCUGCUCCAGAAACACCUCCUAAUAUUGUAGAAGAUCCACAGAAGCUUGCAAUCAUGGAAGAUGUCGACAACCUUUAUGAGAGGCUAGAUGCUCUUGAGGGCGACAGAGAGUUUGCCAAGCUCUGCAUCAAUUCCUUGAAGAAAGGAGACAAAGGAAUUCAUCUUCUUCAAGAAAUUUUAGAAAGUCUUCAUGAUCUGCGGAAUGUGGAACUUCGAACGAGGAACUCAUCUGUUGCUCUCGCUUCGUUGUCAACUUAAUGUGCAUAAAAUCGAAGAUGGAGGCUAUAUGCUGGAGUUGAAUUUUUCAAAUUUGCUUAUGACGGUCAUAAGCAAUGAGUAGGUCAAUACUCAUACCAGGCGAAAAUGGGUUCCUGGUUCGGUAUUUCGGUGGUUGCUUAAAGGGUGUAGAAGCAGUCUACUAAUGGCUUCCUGGGCCCAAGUUUUUUUGUGGGGUCUUCAUUUUAUCUUCUUUUUUUUUUGUUUUUUGUUUUUAUAUUUAUUUCCUUAAAUUUGUUAUUGUUGAUGGUCCAUCACUUCUCCUGAGGGGCAAGAGGGGUGAGUCAAGGAGGGAGGGUGGCUGCUUAGCCACUUCUCAGUCUGGUUGUGGUAGAAGAGUCAUGGCUUGCAACUUUGCAAGCUGUGUAUUAUGUCAUAUAUGCCAGUGCCAAGUCCAGACACAAAUUACACAGUUGUUUAGAUUGAAAAGAGAAAGCAGGGUGAGUGGAGGCCCUUAAUUUUCUUCCACUUCUUUGCCAUGUACAAAGGAAGUGGUAGUUGAAUGAUGAUCAAAAGUAUGAUUUGAAUUUGUUUAUUAAGUUUUCUCCA